Messenger RNA from Impatiens glandulifera, 684 nucleotides. Its product is annotated as SKP1-like protein 1B. Gene Ontology annotation, cellular component: nucleus; cytoplasm. The coding region runs from base 55 to 537 and encodes 160 amino acids. NCBI's taxonomy places the organism in Eukaryota, Viridiplantae, Streptophyta, Magnoliopsida, Ericales, Balsaminaceae. Gene Ontology annotation, biological process: SCF-dependent proteasomal ubiquitin-dependent protein catabolic process. Gene Ontology annotation, molecular function: cullin family protein binding. The transcript is spliced from 2 exons. The record is from RefSeq and is a predicted model, not a curated record.
UCUUUGCAAAUUCUAGGGUUUCUCUUUUCCGGCGAUUAAGACCUUCCUUUUCCGAUGUCGGCGUCGAGGAUUAUCACGUUGAAGAGUUCCGAUGGGCAGCUAUUCGAGGUGGAAGAACUAGUGGCUCUUCAAUCUCAAACGAUUAAGAAUUUAAUCGAAGAAUGCUUAAUCGAAGACGAUUGUGCCAACACUAUUAUCCCGUUACUCAACGUAACCGGCAAAAUCAUGUCUAAGGUGAUUGAGUACUGCAAGAGGCACUUGGAGGUGAUUCGGGAUGGGGAUAGAGCUGCCAUAAUAGAUCUCAAGCAUUUCGAUUCGGAUUUCGUCAAAGUAGACCUGGACACUCUGUUCGACCUCAUUCUGGCUGCAAAUUAUCUGGAUAUUAAGAACUUGUUGGAUUUUACAUGCCGAACUGUGGCUAAUAAGAUUAAGGGAAAGACACCUGAAGAGAUUCGCAGGAUUUUUAACAUAGUCAAUGAUUUUACUCCUGAGGAAGAAGAAGAAGUUCGUAGGGAGAAUGCAUGGGCAUUUGAAUGAAAGAUUUGAUUUUGGAUUGGAGAAGAAGGUGUUUUUGAAUUGAAAUGUAAUGUUGAACCUUUUCUUUUGUGUUAUCAUAAUUAUCUAUCUAUGCAUGUUUAUCAAUUAAGACUUGAAGUACUUUGAAUUAUGACUAAAUCUUUUUAU